Messenger RNA from Trematosphaeria pertusa, 551 nucleotides. RefSeq lists its product as uncharacterized. The record is from RefSeq and is a predicted model, not a curated record. The transcript has a single exon. The coding region runs from base 79 to 402 and encodes 107 amino acids. NCBI's taxonomy places the organism in Eukaryota, Fungi, Ascomycota, Dothideomycetes, Pleosporales, Trematosphaeriaceae.
GUCUAGGUUUCUGCAUCGCCAGAUACACAGCGAUUUCCUCGUCUGUCUUACUUUGGAACGUCCCCUCCAAAUUUCAAGAUGCAUCUCUUCGCCGUCUCAUUCUUCUCCUUCCUCAUCUCAUCAGCCCUUGCCACACCAGCACCCACCCCGGCGCCAGAGCUCAGCCUUGCGCUCGAGAAACGUGACUGCGCAGCCGACAACUGUCUUCGCGCUAUGCGCAAUCGCAUCAGCACUGCCGUUCCCUUCUGCUCAACAUACACCACUGAUGCCGCAGUCACGAUCCCCACGUGGGCGACCGCACAGUGCGCGAGUAAUCCGACACGUGUCACCAGCGCGUGCGGGUGUCUUGCUGUAAGUUACAUUUUCCGGCAUCUGUUCACGAGAUCUGGGGACCUGGGCUGACCUAAUACGCGCGAUGUAGACCGCUAGCCUGAACAAAGUAUAUGGACCCGUAGACGGCACGAACUACACCAUCUACGAGCAAUCGGUGAAUAUCAGGAGCGAUCCUGGCACAGAACCUGAUGAGUUCUUCAACAAUUGCUUCAACAUGU